AUGGCCGAGCCCGAGGAGCUCGACGAGGAUCUCUUCGCCGAUCUCUACGAGAACGACGAGGCCCCCUCCAAGCCCGCACAUUCCUCCGCUCCUGCUGCCCAGCCUGCACCGUCCAUGCCGGAGCCUGCACAGGUGGCCAUUCCGACAAUUGAACAGCACCAAGGCUUCACUCACAAUGGCGGGGCUGCAGGUGCAGGCGAUGGUGAUGUGAGCAUGAAUGGCGGCGACCACCAGGCUGGGCACCACGAGCAUGCCGGUGGCCAUGAGCAACCGAGCGGCAUUGGUAUCAAAGAAGACGGUAAAAUGUUCAUUGGUGGACUGAACUGGGAGACAACGGAUCAAUCGCUGCGUGAUUACUUCUCACAGUUUGGUGAAGUCGCUGAAUGCACUGUUAUGCGUGAUGGUGCCACUGGCCGGUCGCGCGGCUUUGGUUUCCUUACCUUCAAGGACCCCAAGACUGUCAACAUUGUCAUGGUAAAGGAGCACUAUCUUGACGGCAAAAUUAUUGACCCGAAGCGUGCGAUUCCUCGCGAGGAGCAGGAAAAGACGGCCAAGAUCUUCGUCGGAGGUGUCAGCCAGGAGGCUACCGAGCAAGACUUCAAGACCUUCUUCGAAGAGUUCGGCCGCGUUAUCGAUGCCACGCUCAUGAUGGACAAGGACACGGGCCGACCCCGUGGUUUCGGGUUCGUCACCUUCGACGGUGAAGCCGCCGUCGAUGCCUGUCUUCAGGGUCCGCUAGCCAUCCUCGGCAAGCCCAUUGAGGUUAAGCGCGCCCAGCCCCGUGGUAACUUGAAGGACAACGACGACGACAGAGGUGGAAAGUUUGGCCGCCGUGGCGACAAGUUUGGUAACCGUGAUGGCGGUGGUUUCGACAACCAGCAAAAUCAGCAGCAGGGCCCCCAGGGUAUGCCCAACGGCAUGAGUCCGGCCAUGAUGGCGCAGUACUGGCAGCGCAUGCAACAGUAUUUCGCCAUGAUGCAGCAACAAAUGGCGGCUACCAUGCAGGGCGGACAGCAGAUGAACCCCAUGAUGGGCGGUCCCGGUGGACAGAUGAACCCACAGAUGAUGCAGCAGAUGAUGGCUAUGCAACAGAUGAGAGGCAACGGCACCAUGUCCCCGACCGGCAGCCCCGUCCCUCCGGGCACCCCGAUGCAGAACGGCAUGAAUCCGAUGAUGCAGCAACCGAUGCCGCAAGGCCAGAUGGGUCCUGGCGCGAUGGGUUCUCCUGGUUUCCAAGGUGGGCCUGCCGCUGCCGCUGCCGCUAGCAUGAUGGCUGCAGCUAACCGUCCGGGUUUCAACGCGCAAGAACAACUUGCAUUCGAGCAACAAAAAUAUGAGCAGCAACAGGCGCGCCGCAUGCAGGUAGGCGCGUACGGCCAAGGCGGCGGCUACAACCAAGGGGGGCCAACCAGCUGGGAGGGCAUGUACGACGAUGUGCCGCAGCCCAACAUGCCGGCGAACGGCCCGCAGGCUGGUGCUGCCCGUGGUGGCUUCAGCGGCAGAGGCGGAUUCAGCACGCAGAGGGGAGGAGGUGUUGCUCGCGGCCAGGCCACGACGCCGCCGGUCCAACCCAGCAACGCGCCCGCAAACGCUCCCACCGGCCCCAAGAACGCUGGUAAGCCGGGCGCAAACUACCGCGGCGGUGGUCGGGGAUCGCACAGGGGAUUCCACCCGUACGCGAGGAAUGGCUAA
Messenger RNA from Diplodia corticola, 1692 nucleotides. Its product is annotated as heterogeneous nuclear ribonucleoprotein hrp1. The transcript has 5 exons. The record is from RefSeq and is a predicted model, not a curated record. Gene Ontology annotation, molecular function: RNA binding. Lineage: Eukaryota; Fungi; Ascomycota; Dothideomycetes; Botryosphaeriales; Botryosphaeriaceae. The coding region runs from base 1 to 1692 and encodes 563 amino acids.